Molecule: messenger RNA, 957 nt
Organism: Cooperia oncophora
Lineage: Eukaryota; Metazoa; Nematoda; Chromadorea; Rhabditida; Trichostrongylidae
Source: the annotation of a GenBank genome assembly
AUGUUCGCCCCAGAGCUGCUGAAGGAAACUGGAAAUGGUGACAACUAUCCACGUGGAUCACCUCAAGGCGAUAUAUAUAGUUUAGGCAUGAUAUUAUAUUGGUUAAUGUACAGAGAGGAUCCGUUUGCCAAGACGGGCCUACGUGGAAAAGCGCUCGUUGCCGAGAUACUCAAGCGCCGCUUGAAACCUGAAGCAGACGAUUACGACGGUUCGCCUGAUCAGAAGGCUCUUGCUCGUCUGAUGAAGGAGUGCUAUACCACAGCUGCCGAGUCGAGGCCCAGUCUUCGAAAUGUUCUAACAGCUGUGAACAAGGCAUUUUCUACAUCAAAGGGAAACCUGGUUGAUCAAAUGAUACGCAUGAACGAAAAAUAUGCGCAGAAUCUCGAACAGAUUGUUGCCGAAAGGAACGCUAUGCUUCAGGAAGCCCAGGAACAAACAAACCGUCUCCUGAACGAGAUGCUUCCAGCGUCCGUAGCGCAAGUUCUCAAGGAAGGCGGUACGAUACCUCCAAGAAGUUACGAUGCGGCUACUGUAUGUUUUGUGCAACUCUGCGAUUUUCCUGCAUUGGUCAGGAAGAGCAGGUCUGACGAGGUCAUCAGUUUUCUUAACGACGUUUUUGACCGCUUCGACACAAUUAUUAAAAAACAUGACGCUUACAAGGUCGAAACUACGGGUGAGACUUAUAUGGUAGCAUCAGGAGUACCGAAUGAGAAUGAGGGUCGUCACAUUAUCGAAAUAGCUGAAUGCAGCUUAGAUAUCAGAGAGGAGUCCUAUAGCUACGUGGUCUCCCACUGUCCAGACUUCAAAGUACGAGUUCGUAUCGGAUUCCACUGUGGUCCGAUCGCUGCAGGCGUCAUAGGGAUACGGUCGCCGAGAUAUUGCCUCUUCGGAGAUACGGUUAAUUUCGCGUCACGUAUGCAGUCUAAUUGUCCUCCAAAUCAGCAGACAAACCAGUGA